AUGUCUCUCCAAGACAAACCAAUUGAUGAUAAACCAUCGGACGAGAGACGAGAACCGCCAAGAAUAAGAAUCAACCGUGAACAAAUCGUUCUAAUUCUACUUCAUCGUCAAAUUAAUCCGUCGCAAUCUAUUGCCGAUGGUAGUAAUAUUUGUCCAGUCGAGAAAAUUUUACGUCAAUUAACUGAUAAUUUACAUUUAUUUUCCAACAACAAUGACUGCCUUUCCUACGCUGAAAAGGCCAAAGAUCAAACAAUAUUUAUGAUCAUCGAUAGUUCGUAUGCAUCAGCGGAUCUCUUGGGAAAACUUCACACCAUGCAGCAAAUAAAUUCAAUUUUUAUUUUCCGUCAAGCCAAGGAUAUGCCCGUUCCGGUCUUGUCUGCCACAGACUAUUGUAAAAUAGUAAAUGUGUCCGAUGAACAAGAUAAUUUAACCUCGAGUAUUGAACACAUCACUGAUUAUAUUGAUAAUCAAUCAACCAUAUUCACUGUUUGCGACCAAGAUAAGCAGAUGUCGACUCGUGAUGUCGACCAAGAAUCGGGAAUGUUUAUUUUCUUUCAACUAGUGAAAAAGGUUAUUAAAAAAAUGCUACCAAAUGAAGAUGCCGUAUGCAAGAGUAAGGAAGAAAUGAUUAACAAAUGUCGUCUUGAUUGCAAAGAUAGCACAAAAGAUCUUGAGAAUAUCAUCAGAUUUGAAAAUGAAUAUACUGCCGAUCAAGCGAUUCAAUGGUAUACGAAAGAUUGCUUUAUUUACAAGCUUAUCAACAAAGCUUUACGAACCGAAGACAUUGAACCCUUGUAUACGUACCGUUUUUAUAUCAAUGAUCUUAGUGCAUGCUUGGCCGAGCGUUGUAAACUUCUGCGAGAAAAGACGUCAAAAAUUACGGUUUUUCGCGGUGCAAAGAUAUCCAAAGCUGAAAUCGAUCGACUCGCGCAGAAUAAAGGACAUUUAAUUUCGACGAACGGAUAUUUUUCAACGACCUGGAAAAGAGCAGUAGCCAAUAUUUUUGCAGGCAUCGAAGGAAAUAAUCGAUCCCAUUCCGAUCUAUAUCAGUCCAUUCUGUUUGAAAUCACCGUGGAUUUAGAGAAAUAUCCUGAAAUCAUCCUUGCAGAUAUCCAGGAUAUUAGUUUACAUAAAGAUGAAGAAGAAUUACUCUUUGAUCUGGAUACGGUAUUCAAGCUUGAAUCCAUUACGUAUAACGACACUUUAUCGUAUUGGACAUGUAUGAUGUCGGCAAGUAACGAAGGUCGUAUUAUUGUCAGACAAUAUCUUGAUUUUAAAGAAAAAGAACUAGACAAUUCGGAUGACAAUGAAGUUGCAUUCGGCAAUCUUUUGUUUGACAUGGGUCAGUGGUCUAAAUCUCGGAUAUAUUUCGAGAAUCUUGCACUACGUCGUACGAAUGAUCCUCACAUUCAAUUUGGUAUUGCGUCAUGCUGCCGUGCUCUUGGUGACAUUAAUCAAGCUCUUUUUCAUUUACAACAGGCUUACGAUCUCAGUAUGCACAUUGAACAUGAAUGUCUUAGAUUAAAGGGUCAAAUUUGCUGCAAUCUAUUGCGAACCUACCAAGAAUAUGGAGAUUUUUCGAAAGCUGCUGCUUUUGGCGACGAAGCACUAGACUUCUACCGACAAGCAGGAGAACACAGCAAUGAAGUCGGAAUUGCAAAAGUAUGGAUUAAUUUUGGCCUGCUUAACUACUACAAAGGUCAUGACGAUAUCUGCUUAGAACAAUUAGAGCGCGCUCAUACACUCUUGAAGCGUACUUCUCAGUUUGAUGGUCCAGAAAUCAGCGAAUGCUACAAAUUUUUGUCGUUCGCUCACUACCACAACGGAGACUACGACAAAGCACUAGAUUCUUUAAUGAAAGAAUCACAAAUAACAGCACGACUCUUUCCUACUAAUCAUCCACAAACUGCUGCAACCGAAAACAAUAUCGGAAAGCAAUAUUACAAACAAGGCAAGUAUGAAGAAGCACUAAAACAGUUUCGUCGUGCAGCUGAAAUCAGCGAGCGAGUAUCGACGACUAACAGUGCAAACCAAAUUGUUUUUCUCAAUAAUAUCGGCAAGGCGCUCUAUCGACUGAAGCAAAUUGACGAAGCCGAAAAGUAUUUUGAAGAAGCUCUUCAAUUAACCAAAAAGAUUUUCUCAUCAUCAACCGACCACAUUUACCUAGCGUAUACUUAUAAAAAUCAAGGCGAGAUUUUUUUGGCGAAGAACGAUUUUGUCGGUGCACUUGCACUUUUCCAACAGGCUCAUGACAUGUACAAACGUAUUUUUGUGCAAAAUAGUAAUCAGCGAGACGUCGCCAAAUGUCAAUAUCUCAUCGGAUUGAGCCAUCUGGCACUUAAUGAUAUCGAACAGGCAACCACUGCAUUGGAACAAGCACUGCAUAUGCGAACAAACGCUUUGCAUCCUGAUCAUCCUGAUUUAGCUUUCAGUCAUCGAUCCAUGGGCGAUUUAUACAUGUGUAAGAAGAAUGAAGUCAAAGCUAUCGAACACUAUAAGUUAGCGCUAGCAAUUUGGGAGAAACGCCUGCCUUCUGAUCACGAUCAGUUAGUAGAUCUGAAAGAGAUAUUGGCACAUUUUAAACCAUAA
This is a messenger RNA of Adineta ricciae, 2589 nucleotides long. NCBI's taxonomy places the organism in Eukaryota, Metazoa, Rotifera, Eurotatoria, Adinetida, Adinetidae. The record is from the annotation of a GenBank genome assembly.